This is a messenger RNA of Sinocyclocheilus grahami, 1861 nucleotides long. Its product is annotated as ryanodine receptor 3-like. Gene Ontology annotation, cellular component: sarcoplasmic reticulum membrane; calcium channel complex; Z disc. The record is from RefSeq and is a predicted model, not a curated record. The transcript has 9 exons. The annotation marks the transcript as partial. Lineage: Eukaryota; Metazoa; Chordata; Actinopteri; Cypriniformes; Cyprinidae. Gene Ontology annotation, biological process: release of sequestered calcium ion into cytosol by sarcoplasmic reticulum; striated muscle contraction. Gene Ontology annotation, molecular function: ryanodine-sensitive calcium-release channel activity; protein binding.
GGUCAUCGGCUCCACACGGGCAGCCGUCUGUUCGGCCGCUGCUGGCACGCCGGGGAUGUUGUGGGUUGUAUGAUCAACUUGGAGGACAAAUCCAUGAUCUUCACCCUGAACGGAGAAAUCCUGAUCACCAACAAGGGCUCUGAGCUGUGCUUCGCCGACUUUGACAUUGACGACGUUAUUGUUCUUGGUGUGAUCGGGCCUUUAUUGACCCUCAAGCUCCAAAAAGAGCUCCAUUACUAUCAUUCGGUCAGGAUAUUUGCGGGUCAGGACCCAUCCUGCGUCUGGGUCGGAUGGGUCUCCCCUGACUACCAUUACUAUAGCAACCACUUCAGCCUCAGCAAGAACCGCACAGUGACCGUUACCCUGGGAGACGAGCGGGGCCGCGUGCACGAGAGCGUGAAGAGGAGUAACUGUUACAUGGUGUGGGGUGGAGACGUCACCAGCGCCGCCCACGCGUCCGGCCGCAGCAAUGUGGAUUUAGAGAUCGGAUGCCUCAUCGAUUUGGCCAUGGGUCUGUUAGCGUUCACCGUCAAUGGCAAAGAGCUUCCCACAUCCUACCAGGUGGAGCCCAGCACAAAACUCUUUCCUGCUGUGUUUGUGCGGCCCACAAGCUCAAGUCUCUUCCAGUUUGAACUGGCCAAAAUCAAGAACGCCAUGCCCAUCUCGUCGGCUAUCUUUAAGAGCGAACACAAGAAUCCCGUUCCUCAGUGUCCUCCACGACUGGACGUCCAGACCAUUAACUCGGUGCUCUGGAGCCGAAUGCCCAACACCUUCCUGAAGGUGGAGACGGCCCGUGUCAGCGAGAGGCACGGAUGGAUGGUCCAGUGUGUGGAAGCGCUGCAGAUGCUGGCUGUACACAUCCCCGAGGAGAACCGGUGUGUGGACAUCAUGGAGCUGUCGGAGCAGGAGGAGCUGCGUAAGUUCCACUAUCACACGCUGAAGCUGUACUGCGCUCUGUGUGCUCACGGGAACACGCGUGUGGCUCACGCGCUCUGCAGCCACCUCGACCAAUCGCAGCUGCUCUACGCCAUCGACAACCAGUACCUGUCGGGGAUGCUGCGCGAGGGCUUUUACGACGUCCUCAUCAGCGUGCACCUGGAGACGGCCAGAGCUGCCCGCCGCAUGAUGAACAACGAGUUCAUCAUCCCCGUCACGGCCGAGACGCGCAGCAUCCGCCUCUUCCCCGACGCCUCCAAACAGCACCAGCCUCCAGGCGUCGGGCUCAGCACGUGCCUCAAACCCAGACUCAGCUUCGGCCCGCCGUGCUUCAUCAGCAGCAAGCGCGAGCAGCACCUGUACAGCCCAGAGAUCCCGCUGGAGGUGCUGAAGGAGAGGGCCAUCCGCAUGCUGACGGAGGCUGUGCAGGGCGGAGGAGACCACAUCCGCGACCCCGUGGGCGGAAGCGUGGAGUUCCAGUUCGUGCCGAUCCUGCGGCUCAUCGGUGCACUGCUCACCAUGGGAGUCCUGACCAGCCGCGACGUGCACAAGAUCCUGCUGCUCAUCGAGCCCGGCGUGUUCGGCGAGCACAGGGACGACGGCGCCAAAGAGGGGCUGACGGGAGCCGAGGAGAAGGCGGUGGAGGCCGGAGAGGAGGAGGAGGCCAGAGACGGGAAAGAGCUGGUGAAGAGUCUGCUGGAGAAGAAACUCCCCGAGUCUGUCAAACGACAGUGGAAUCUGGACUCACUGACGGUGAAUCUGAACCUCGCUGAACGAGCUCUGGACGGAGGGAUUCCAGUGGAGGAGGAUGAGGAGGAUCAGGACUCGUCUAUCAAAGCUCGUCUGCUCGCUCUCGUCUACAAGAUCAAAGGUCAACCGCAGAGAUCUGAGCGCGAGCCCACGGAGAAAGAACAGAGCGCUCCCU